Molecule: messenger RNA, 1395 nt
Organism: Folsomia candida
Lineage: Eukaryota; Metazoa; Arthropoda; Collembola; Entomobryomorpha; Isotomidae
Product: protein SUPPRESSOR OF K(+) TRANSPORT GROWTH DEFECT 1-like
Exons: 7
Coding region: 1-1395 (464 amino acids)
Biological process (GO): endosomal transport; vacuole organization
Molecular function (GO): ATP binding; ATP hydrolysis activity
Source: RefSeq, a predicted model, not a curated record
AUGGAUUCUACAUCUGAAGAAGAUUGGAAAGAAAUUGAGGCAUCUGCAUCUUCGAUAAUAGAAGAAGCCAGACAAUUAGCAAAAGAUGAGCCUGCUGUAGCACUCGAAAUGUAUGAGAAGUGCAUAUCGGUGCUACUUAAUCAUGUGCGCGAACUUAUCCAUGAGAAAAUGACCAAUGCAAGUGCCUCUGACACAUCCGAGGAUGACGUAAUUAUACUUGGUAAUAGUACACCUUCCGGUUCGUGUACGUCGCCAGUCACCAAUUGCAGCGAUCAGGCCUCCAAUAUCUCCUGCGGAAAUGAUCAAGAAUACGACGAAGGAGGAACUUUUACAGGAAAAGAAGUGGAGAAACCCUUGUCUUGGGAAAACUGCAUCGGACAUUUAGCAGCAAAGAAGGAAUUAGAACAAGCAGUUGUCUGGCCACUGAAGCAUCCAUGGCUGUUUGAAUCAAGAAUUCGAAAACCCUACAGAGGAAUAUUACUAUUUGGAGUUCCAGGCGUGGGGAAGACUUUACUAGUGGAAAAGGCUGCUUCACUGUCUGGGGCACAGUUUUUCAACAUUCGGGGAUCAGAUAUAAAAUCGGAGUGGUAUGGCCGGUCUGAAAAUUUUAUUAAGAACAUUUUCAGCAAGGCCAGAGAACACCCUCUGUAUUUUGGGAGGAGGGCUCCUCUUGUUGGAGGAGCCCAAUGCUCAGAUCAUCCAUCAGAUCUAUUGCAUAUCCUCUUACUUACACCGUAUGACAGUGGCUAUCUAGUUGCUCAGGGAGGGCUGCCCCAGCUGCCGAGAUAUGAGGGAUCGAACCAUAGACCUUCCGAGUGCCGAAAGCCACCGGUUCUCACAGAGAACACCCUCUCAGUAUCAUCUUCAUUGAUGAGAUUGACAGUGUGGGAGGCGCCCGGCAUGGAUCAGAGAGCAGAGCAAGUGACGGGACCCUCACUGAGGGCAACUAAUUGUCCAUCAAAGUUAGACAAAGCUCUACUGCGGAGAUUGGAGAAGAAAAUACAUAUCAUGCCGGAUGUGGACACAAGAGAGAAUCUCAUUAAAUACUACUUGGAGGAUACAUUGCACACCUUGGUUCUAGCAGACUUUAAAAAACUUGCCUCUCUAACGGAAGGGUUCACUGGAAGCGAUAUCGUAACUCUACUAAAAAAUGCAUCAUGGAUAUGUUUGCCUCCGUGUCAUAAUAAAGACGUGAAUCAGAAGAAUGCACACCUAUUGCGAAUUACAAUGGAACACAUUAUGCAGGCGAGGGCAUUGUUUAAGCCAUCAGUGAAUUCACAUAUGACGAAGGAGAUGAAUCAGUUUGGUGGAUUUACUGCCACGGAACCCAGUUAUGUCGAACCUAACUUCAAAUCAGCAAAAAAGAUGUUACAUGGCGUCCUGAGGAUGUUUUGA